This is a messenger RNA of Eruca vesicaria subsp. sativa (arugula), 387 nucleotides long. The record is from the annotation of a GenBank genome assembly. NCBI's taxonomy places the organism in Eukaryota, Viridiplantae, Streptophyta, Magnoliopsida, Brassicales, Brassicaceae.
AUGAGUGAUGAUCUAAGCAACGCUCAGCUUUUAGAAGCACUAUGGCAUUCUCAAACCAGAGCAAGAGAAGCAGAGAAAGCAGCCAGAGAAGCUUGCGCUGAAAAAGAACGUCUGAUGACAAUCUUUUUGAGACAAGCGAGUCACUUGUUGGCUUAUAAACAAUGGGUAAAGCUUCUUAAAAUGGAAGCUACCUAUCAGCAGAUGAAGAUGGAAGACCAAGAGCAUAUCAAAGGAGUGAAUCUGAAGAAGAAGAGGAAGCAGAAAGGGAAGAGGAAUAGAAUGGGUGAGAUUGGAAGAAGAUAUAUGAUGGCUUUUGCAUUAGGAUUUAGUCUCAUUGGUGCUGGCCUGUUCUUAGGGUGGACUGUUGGAUGGUUGUUUCCUUUCUAG